CGUCAUGGACCUUCUAUGUCGAAUAAAAAUGUAUAAAAGACAGCACAUUAAGAGUAAUUUUUCGUUUUUCAUUAUCAAACAAUCAUCUUAAUUCUAACAAUGAAAUUCACUCUCGUUUCUUCUUGUGUGGCACUUGUUGUCAUGGCUCUCUCAGUCGAAGCUGCUCCAGCAACUCAAAAAACUCUUACCAUUCCUUUAGAAUUCAACGAUAGCUACAAGCCUAAUACCAAGGCUGCCAUUGCUAAAGCCAAGGCCAAGUACAUCAAGAAGAUUAUCAAUCCUCUUAAGGGUGUUCCCGCUGCUAUUGUUCCUGAAGCCACCGGAAGCGUUCCUGUCAUUGAUUAUGAAAGCGAUCUCGAAUACUAUGGUACUGUUCAAAUCGGUACUCCUGCUCAAAACUUCAAGAUCAACUUCGAUACUGGUUCUUCUGAUUUAUGGGUUGCAUCUACGUUGUGUUCCACCUGUACCACCCACACUCGUUAUGACUCCACCAAGUCCAGCACCUACGUUGCUGAUGGUCGUGCUUGGUCAAUUGCUUACGGUGAUGGAUCCACUGCCAGCGGUAUUUUGGCCAAAGAUACUGUUACUCUUGGAGGUCUUGCUAUUAAGAACCAAACUAUUGAAUUAGCAAAGAAAGAGUCUAGCAGUUUUGCUUCUGAUCCUAUCGAUGGUCUUCUUGGUCUUGGUUUCAACACCAUCACCACAGUUGCCGGUGUCAAGACCCCCGUUGAUAACUUAAUUAGUCAAGGGUUGAUUACCAAUCCUAUUUAUGGUGUCUGGCUCGGUAAGGCUAUCAAUGGUGGUGGCGGUGAAUAUCUCUUUGGUGGCAUCAAUACCUCCAAGUAUACCGGUUCUUUAACCACUAUUCCUGUCGAUAACUCUGAUGGCUUCUGGGGCAUCACCGUUGCCGCCACCAAGAUUGGAACCACCUCUAUUGGAUCUUUCAGUGGUAUUCUCGAUACCGGAACCACUCUUUUGCUUUUCACUGAUGCUAUUGCCAAAAAGGUCGCUGCAGUUUAUGGUGCUAAGGAUGUUGGAGACGGAACCUACACCAUCAAUUGUGAUACCACCGCCUUCAAGCCUCUUGUCUUCACCAUUGGAUCUGCUACAUUCAAUGUUCCUGUCAACUCUCUCAUCUACGAAAAGUAUGGCUCUACCUGUUACGCCUCUUUUGGUUAUGCCGGUCUUCCAUUUGCUAUUCUCGGUGAUACUUUCUUGAAGAACAAUUACGUCGUUUUCAACCAAAAGGUCCCCAGUGUUCAAAUCGCUGCUGCUGUUGGUCAAUAAUUUUUUUUUUUUACCCACUUUUAAAAGAAAUUUAAUUUUGUACAAUAAUAAAAUAAAAUCACACAGUGAUUAUCAAAUUAAAA
Mucor mucedo is the source of this 1370-nucleotide messenger RNA. RefSeq names its product rhizopuspepsin precursor-like protein. Gene Ontology annotation, molecular function: aspartic-type endopeptidase activity. The transcript has 2 exons. NCBI's taxonomy places the organism in Eukaryota, Fungi, Mucoromycota, Mucoromycetes, Mucorales, Mucoraceae. The record is from RefSeq and is a predicted model, not a curated record. Gene Ontology annotation, biological process: proteolysis. The coding region runs from base 100 to 1287 and encodes 395 amino acids.